AGAUCAUUCGCAUUCUGACGUUUCACGCGGUCGGUUGAACACCAUCCCCACUAUAUAUAUGCCAUAAAGAUCAUACUAAAUUCCCUCGAAAUCCCGAGAAAAAUACGUAUUAACCAACUGGAUUAAAUGACACUUGGCAAUCGCCAAAGGCAACUUUUCCGUCGGCAAAACGGGUGCUGCUGCCUACCAGGCUGGAAAAACUGAAAACUCCUUGAAAACAAGCAUAUCCUUGGAAGUGUUAACCCCACGUGUGUGUGUUCUUAACCCAAAACUAACUACCUUUUGCGGCCUAUUAGCUCCGAGAUUGAGCGUGUAAUUUGUAGAGGCAUCUUUAACUUUUACCCAACAUCCUUUGUGACUCGCCCACGUAUCCUUGCUAAGAACUUUGGACCAAACUUCCUGGCAAGUGUUUAGACGCUCGGGAAAACUUUCGCACCUUUGUUUUACGCGAGUUCGUUCUGUGAAAAUUGCGAAAAACUUCAACUCAAACAGAGCGCAGCGCUGAAAAGCCAAAAAACAAAAGGCGACAAGGGAUUUUCUUCUGUGACACGCUUGAAGUAUUGCAGCCAAAAUUUUCACGGACGGUAAUAAGCUCGGUCCUGCAGCCGCGGGCAGAGGAAUGUUUUGCUACCAGUGCCCCCCCGCUCUGCACCCCUGCGGCCCCCACCCCCCGCGCCUGCCCACCCUCGACUACCCCUUCGCCGCCACCCAUCCAUAUACCAGCUACUCGUAUCAUCCUGCCAUACACGAUGAGACUUUUGUCCGGCGGAAGCAGCGGCGAAAUCGCACCACCUUCACACUGCAACAGUUGGAGGAGCUGGAGACGGCCUUUGCCCAGACCCACUAUCCGGAUGUGUUUACUCGCGAGGAUCUGGCCAUGAAAAUCAACCUGACCGAGGCACGGGUUCAGGUCUGGUUCCAGAACCGCAGGGCCAAGUGGCGCAAGGCGGAGCGGCUCAAGGACGAGCAGCGCAAGCGGGAAAAUGGAGAGAGCAGCAGCUCCCUGGAUAAGCUGCACGACUCGCGUGAAUCCUCGCCAGACAUUACGGGCGAAAUAGACGACGACAUGGAUGACUUGCCGCCGCGUCAGCGUUCGCACAGUCCACUGGCCAACGGGCAGCUGGAGCAGCAGCACACCCACUCGCAUUCGCACUCCCAUUCACGCAGUCCUGGCGGCGGCAUGCACUUGGACUCCAGCGACAACGAGCGCCCGUUGUCCUCCAACCAGCUGACCGCCACGCCGCACUCCGCCUCCCAGUCGCUGGGCUCCAUCAGUGCCGGCUCCCCCUCGCCAUCGGGCAUGCACAGGGAGCGGGAGCACACGCCCCUAGUUGGAGGCGGUGGUCAGGGGCCGAGCAGCCCCUCGAACUCGCGGAACACCGACUCCCCCAUCGAGGUGGGCGGACCCAUGUCCCUGACCACGGGCUCCCGCAUGGCGGCCUCCUCCAACAAUUCGGCCUCGUCCACGCCCACGCCCACCACCCCACACGCCCCCCAGAUGCCGCACUCUUCGGCGGCUGCGGCGGCCGCUUUUGGAAGCCACAUCUUCGGCAACUUUGGAGGUGGCGGCAAUGCCAGCGAUAGCAACUGCGGCUUUCGCCCAGUUUUGAGUGAGCAGAGCGCCGUGGCAGCAGCGGCGGCAGCAGCGGCGGCCCAGCGUAGCGCCAACCACCCACCGCUUUUCCUGCCACCCCACUUGGCCGCCCAGUUCAGCCAUCAGCCGCUUUUCCCGGGACUGAAAGGUGUUUCUCCAUUCCAGAGCCUGUGCUCGUGCUGCUCCCUGAAGCCACCGCCGCCACCUGGCUCAUCGGUGGUUGCUCCACUGAGCAUUCCGGUGAGCAGCAGCUCGGCAGCCAGUUCGCCGGAGUCACCAAAGUCCUCCGGCCAGGGCUCCGCCCACGAUCCGCGGUCCAAUUCGGUGGCCGAGCUGCGACGCAAGGCGCAGGAACAUUCGGCGGCACUGCUGCAAUCGCUGCACGCGGCAGCUGCCGCAGGAUUGGCUUUUCCGGGACUGCAUCUGCCACCGCUGUCCUUCGCCCACCACCCGGCCUUGGGGCAGCAUGUGGUCAAUCACAACAAUAACAACACGAUGCGAAUGAAGCACGAGGCCCAGGACAUGACCAUGAAUGGCCUGGGUCCUGGUUCAGGAUCGGGAACGGGAUCGGGUUUGGGUGCGGCAGGAGGCACUUCAUCGGCCGCUCUCUUGGAUCUGGCCGAAUCCGCAGUGGCAUAUCAACAGCAGCAGCAUGCAACAUUGUCGCCACCAACCACGCCCACGCAGCAGUCAUCGGGGGGCGUGGCAGCUGCGGACGGCUCUCCAGGAUCAGGAGCGAUCGCAGGAUCGGGUUCAUUGAAUGGCAACGUGGUGCUAACCAAAAUGGAAUAAGCAAAGAGUUGGCAAAGAAACCACAAACAGAGUGUGCAAUGAAAUUUAGUGAAGAAGGCAACAGCUGGGUAUUUUUUUUGGCAGAUUUAUAAAUUUGUACAAACUUUAGGCCAGCUUAUUUCCAAGGCAUUUUUUGUUGGGUCUCCAAAGAAAGUCCAAGAAAAUCUUUGCAAUGAAAUACCCAAGCCAGCCCGUUUGUAACAAUAAACAAUGAGAACAUUUUAAAGUUUAAUAGUAGAAUAAGCUCUAGCCUAACUUUAAUUGAACCCAGUAUAGGAAACGUAAACACAAAAAAAAUUAAAAAGAAAAAAAAAUAAACGGCUGCACUUUAAUAAAAUCUUAGGUAUGUUAGAAUGAUAAUUAGCUGUUGUUUGUUUCUGGCAGUUUAAGCGCGAAAAGAUAACCCCUGAUUGAACCCAACAUAAUCAGCAACAGCCGAGCAACAACUCCAAUGGAUUAACAAUAUUAAUUAACACGCGAAUGCAUAUGAACAUAUAUACAAAAUCUAAUACAAUAUAUAUACAUACAUACAUACCAAUUAAAAACUACAGUAUAUAGAUAUAGCUAACGAAUCGAACACAUAUAGCCUAGCCUAUGACACUGAAUCGAACACUAAUUAUAGUAACCGCCAAACCAAUAUUAAUAAAUAUUAAACGAGUUCAUAAAGAAAACAAUAAAGAUGAUCACAUUAGGAUAAUAAAA
This is a messenger RNA of Drosophila yakuba, 3088 nucleotides long. It is a transcript of the gene Drgx, whose product is annotated as homeobox protein aristaless. Lineage: Eukaryota; Metazoa; Arthropoda; Insecta; Diptera; Drosophilidae. Gene Ontology annotation, molecular function: RNA polymerase II transcription regulatory region sequence-specific DNA binding; DNA-binding transcription factor activity, RNA polymerase II-specific. The transcript is spliced from 8 exons. The coding region runs from base 620 to 2386 and encodes 588 amino acids. Gene Ontology annotation, biological process: regulation of transcription by RNA polymerase II. The record is from RefSeq and is a predicted model, not a curated record.